AUGUUUCAAGGUUUUGGUCCUCCUUCGUUUGUUCGUGGAGGUUCUUCUGCUUCUUCGACAACUCAAAGGAAGGUUGAUAUUCAUAAACAGUUAUUUAAAAAGAGGAGGGAUGAUGGAGUGGAUGAUUCCGAUGAUGACGAAGAAAUGAGAGAAGUUGAUUUGGGAAUUAAUAUCAUGGAUGAUCAAGAUUAUCAAAAUUAUACAAAUUCGAGUGGAGAGGAGGAGUUUGAUGAUUCGGAUGGUGAUGAUUAUCUACCUAGAGGAAGAGGAAGUUUUAUUACUUUAGAUGGUGAUGACGAUGAUGAUGACGAUUACGAUGUGGAAAGAGGAACUUCCUUCUCAUACUCUUCAACAAACAGAAAUAGGAGCGUCAUGAAGAGGUUUAAUUCAAAACCAGCAAAAAAGAGUAAGAGAGGAAAGAGAAAUACAAUUGAUGAAACUAAAAUGCUGAAAGAAAGACCUGAAAAAGUGGAAUGCACACUUACUGCCUUCUUACUUGUAAUCAUUUUGAUGUUUCUACUCAUUUCAGGAUUUAUUUCAAUAUAUAGAACAGAGACUGUAAUUUCAAAAGAUGACAAGGGUCUACCUAUUCAUAAGGAAGUUGCUACUCAACAAAAAGAUACUGUUCAUUCACAUGGACAUAUUUUGAGAGGCAAGCAUCAACAAGGAAAUUCAAAAAAGACUGUCAAAUCAAAACACCAUUCAAUAAUUUCUAAACAUGUCAACUCUAAAAAUCAUACUUCAUAUUUCGAACAAAUGGACUCGAUACUGCCAGUCAUGCCAUAUGAUGAAUUUUUAUUUCAAAAUACUCCAAUAUCCAACUAUAGAAUCUAUUCCAAAGAGAAAAUUAGUGUUCACAAAUUCAAUAAUAAUCAUUUAGGAAAGGAUACUCCUCUAGUUUCUGUAAUUACUACUUUUUCAAAUGAAGAUUCCUUCAAGAACACACGAGACUCAAUAUUGAGACAAACAUUUAGAUAUUUUGAGUGGAUUAUCAUUGUAAACCAAGGCGAGCCUCAUGAUAAGAUAUUAAGGUGGCUCUCUAUCAAUCCAACAGUGGAAAAAGAAACACCAAUAGAUAUUGGAAAAAUGUACAAAACAAACAAGAUUUCUCUCAUCUUUUCAAAUGAGAAGCAAUCACAAGGAAUGCUCAAAAUUGUAGCAUGUAAAUAUUUAGCAAAAGAAUCGAGGUAUUUAACAUUUGUAGAGUCAGGGGGCAUGAUUGAACCUUCUUUGCUUGAGAAAUUAUUUCUCUUCUUGGAAUUCCAAACACUCUCCACAUCCACACCUAUUACUAUGGUGAAUACAAUGACACUAGAAUUUGAUAAGAUGAAAUUCUUCAAUCUGUAUCGAGUACAGGAGUCUGCCCAAAUGUUAACACAAAAGAACUUGUUCCAUUCCACCUUUAUGAUUGAGAAACAAGUUUUUGAAAAAUUAGGAGGAUUUAAUUCUAAUCCUAUGGAAUACUCAUUAGUUAUUUGGGAUUUUUGGGUGAAAUAUAUCCAAAAAGGCUAUCGUUCAUGGACCAUUCCAGAAGUUUUGCUUUGGCACAAUAUUCAAGGGAAGGAAAAGGAUUCUGAUAGAGUAACCACUGAAAAGUCAGAGGAAAAGAAAUUUAUCAGCACACAUCUGAAAAAGAGAUACAAGACCAUGUUUGAGGAGAAGGCAGCAAAAGAGCUGCAAAGCAGAGGAUACCUCACUACCAAAGUUAAAAUUCCAAACUCAAAGACAAUUCUGAGGAGACUGGCUCAUGAUCGUCACAAAUUCCACAAGGGUAAAGAUAGAUCAAUCAUUCUGGUCUCAGAAAAUUUAAAUGACCCAAGAAGAAGAGAAUUCAUAGUUAAACUCAUGGAAUCAUUUAUAUUUGAGUACGACUGGCACGUGGUUGUAAUAACUACUGACACAGAAGAAUCAAAUCAUGCCUAUCGUGCAGAAUUGGAAAGAUAUUCGACAGAUAUUUUCCAUCUGAAUCAUUUUGUUGACAAAACUUUGCCUCCAGAUGAACAUGUACUCUCCCUACUAAUUCAAUAUGUCAUUUCUACAAGACAUAUUCAUAAUAUUUUCAUAAUGGAAAGCAUUCUUGGUUACAAGUCAUUAUCUUUAUUACCUCCUCAAUUGAUGGAGUUUACUAGAGUUUUGGAUUAUAUUUACACAUCAAACACCAACAAGUACAUAACUGAGAGUGUAAAACAUAAUGAUCUCGUUUACAAGACCUUCCUCUCUUCUCCAGACUUGACUCAGUUAUCAAGUCUUAUUGAAAUCAAAUCUGAGAAGACUAGUGUUCUGUAUCCUUCAUUGGUCAAUUUGGCAGAGUUCCGUGUCAAGCCAUCUGAUAAGAAGCUCGACUAUUUGGUGAAUGUUAACGAAGAAGACUUUACUCUUAUUGGUUCGAAAGAUAUUCUGAAUUUCGACGAGAAUUCAAAGGAUUUGAUAAUCAGUUAUUGGAUUUCAGAUGAGGACAAGAGUAGAUGUGAUUCUGAUGUCUUUAAAAUCAUCAAAUAUAUUUUGGAGAGCGAACAUCUUGAAAGAGUGAAAUUCCUUCUUCUCACCGAUAAGAAAUUAUCUUACAAUCUUGACAUUUUCCCUGAGGACAGAAAUGAAAAGGAAUCUAAAACUCAUAACACCAUCAAACUAUUCUCAAUGAUUGAAGAGCUCACUUCCAAACAUCCUGAUAGAAUCCUCUUUGUCAAGCCAGGAAAGAAGGCAAGUAGUAGAACUCUCAAAAAGUACCUUCGACUCUUCUCUCCCUAUUCUCAUGUGAAUCUAUUUAGUGACUCGUGUGGUGUCCAAAGCACUUCACAAGUUUCCAUUCCACCAAUUGUAUUUCAAUCAAUGGCCACACAGAAUGCAAUCAUUGCCCUGCAUCAUCAACCAGACACAACACUGGAAAACUUUAUCAACAAGUUCAAGAUUGGCAUAUCUGUUGGAUUGUAUAAACCAGACGAUGAGCAUACCAUUAUUGAAACUCUACAGAAAUGGCUCAAAGAUUUGGAAUCUUUCAACACCAUUCGAACAGCAAACAUUGAGCUGAUUUACAACCUUUUCAAUGUCCAUUCCGUGUCCAACAUGAUCCACAGCCAAGCUAUGCAUUAA
This is a messenger RNA of Naegleria gruberi, 3090 nucleotides long. RefSeq lists its product as uncharacterized. Lineage: Eukaryota; Heterolobosea; Eutetramitea; Acrasida; Naegleriidae. The record is from RefSeq and is a predicted model, not a curated record. The transcript has a single exon. The coding region runs from base 1 to 3090 and encodes 1029 amino acids.